UACACAAACAACUCUCUCUCCCUCUCUCUCUCUUUCUCAUAUCUAUAAUUAGGGUUCUAGAAUCGUCCAUGGAGAGAGAAGAAUGCAGCAGCAGCGAAUCUGGUUGGACCACGUAUAUAUCUUCGCCUAUGGAGGAAGAGGUAAUUGAUGAGCUCUAUUAUGAAGGGCAUAGCAUCGUAAAGGAUCGUAGCAAAUAUGCAAAUGAAUACGAAAGUAGCAAGGACAGCGACGAUUCGAUGGCUUCCGAUGCCUCUUCCGGGCCAAGUUAUCAAUAGUAUCACCAAACAAGCAAUAGAGGGAAACGGAGAGAAGGUCUCGGUUUAUGCAAUGAGAAAUGUGAAAGUAAUAGUAAGUGUAAUGAUGUUUAUGAUCAUCAUACUGAUGAUAAAAAUAGUGGUAAUCGUAUAUCUAGAAAAACUGAGAUAAAAAAGAGUGAAAACAAAGGUAGGUAUCAUAAAAAGAAGUAAUAUGUUUUUUUUUUUUAAUGUAAUUGUAUAUUGAGAUUGGACUAGAAAUUUGUCCUUUUUUGUUUUGAGA
Molecule: messenger RNA, 537 nt
Organism: Camelina sativa (false flax)
Lineage: Eukaryota; Viridiplantae; Streptophyta; Magnoliopsida; Brassicales; Brassicaceae
Product: protein SOB FIVE-LIKE 3
Biological process (GO): cytokinin biosynthetic process
Source: RefSeq, a predicted model, not a curated record